This is a messenger RNA of Centrocercus urophasianus (Greater sage-grouse), 1151 nucleotides long. RefSeq names its product PML-RARA regulated adaptor molecule 1 (gene PRAM1). The record is from RefSeq and is a predicted model, not a curated record. Gene Ontology annotation, biological process: integrin-mediated signaling pathway; T cell receptor signaling pathway; protein localization to plasma membrane. The transcript has 9 exons. Gene Ontology annotation, molecular function: protein binding. The coding region runs from base 1 to 969 and encodes 322 amino acids. Lineage: Eukaryota; Metazoa; Chordata; Aves; Galliformes; Phasianidae. Gene Ontology annotation, cellular component: plasma membrane.
AUGCCCGUUCCCCAGAGCCCGGAGUGGAUGGCGCGGCUGAAGAAGGGCGUCGCUCCGAGGGCCGCCUCCCAACCCCCCGCGGCCAAGCCGGGAGGACGGGACGCGGCGGACGACAAGGGGGUCGGAGCCACCUCCCAUCCCCCCCCGAGGAUCCCAGCCCAGCACAAAUGGCCGCUGCUCAACGACGCGGCCGCUCCGGCGCUCCCCGCUGCAGGCGCGGCCGCCGCCGGUGGGAUCCGGGGCUCGGGGCAAACUCCGCGCAGGAAGCCGCUGCCGCACGCCGCGGUGCUGGGAGCGAGGCCGGCAAAACCCCGGCGGCCUCCGGGGGUGGAUCUGGAGAAGUUCCAUAGGGCUGCAGCCCCCGGGGAGCCCGGCCGCACUGCUGUGGGGUCGCGGAGUGCUGUGCUGGGUUACCCAGCGCCGUUCCCACCGCGGGAUGCUCUGAGCACAGCAGGAGGUGAGGAGGAGAUUUAUGACGACGUCGAGAGCGUUGAGCUGCUCAGGAGAGACCGAAGCUUUCCGCCGCCCCCCACGUUCGGGCCGCCAGCACAUCUCCACCCCAGAGGAGGUGGGGGCAGAAGGGGGGGAGGUGCUGCUCGCGCCCCCAGUACGGUUGCGCUGCUGGUUGCUGCACAAAGAGGAGCUCAGAGCUCCCGAAAGGUGAAGCCGAUGACACUCAAGGAAUGCAAGAAGGAAGAGAAAGCGGACAGGGAGUUUCAAAAGAAGUUCAAGUUCGAAGGGAACAUCGCCGUCCUGACGCAGAUGAUGGUCGACCCUGCGACGACGGAGAAGAGGGGCGGGGGGAAGAACCUUCCGCUCCGACGGGGCGAGAUCCUGGACGUCAUUCAGUUCACCAACAAGGAGCAGAUCCUUUGCAGGAACAGCCAGCGGAGGUAUGGUUACGUGCCCCGGGCUGUGAUGCUGCACCUGGACAGAGACAUCUACGACGACGUUGAUCUGUACGAAUGACCUGGAGCACCACCAGACCCCAAAGGCUGAAGCUCCGAUGCUGGAGGGGCUGCGAGGGUCGGCCCUGCAGAGCAGAGGUUUGGGAAGGUCCUUCGGACGGAGCCCCGCGGCGCUUUGUUUGAUUUGUGUGAAACGUGGCACUGAUCUGUGUGGUGCAUCUGUGGUUUUUGAUUGGUUUUCUU